Molecule: messenger RNA, 135 nt
Organism: Parastagonospora nodorum SN15
Lineage: Eukaryota; Fungi; Ascomycota; Dothideomycetes; Pleosporales; Phaeosphaeriaceae
Exons: 2
Coding region: 1-135 (44 amino acids)
Source: RefSeq, a predicted model, not a curated record
AUGUCGGCAACGGAACACCAACAACUGGGUUCUUCCAGGGCUGUUGUUCGUGUACCUGCGUUGCUCGUGUCCGGGAACGGGGGACCCGCUUUACGUUCCGCUGACUUCCGGAACGAGGCGAGAUUCAAAGCUUGA